This is a messenger RNA of Arctia plantaginis, 237 nucleotides long. NCBI's taxonomy places the organism in Eukaryota, Metazoa, Arthropoda, Insecta, Lepidoptera, Erebidae. The record is from the annotation of a GenBank genome assembly.
AUGACUUUUAUACCUAAUUGGGAAGAAUUCGAGAAGUCUGCAGAGAUGUUAUAUUUAAGGGAUCCCAUAAAUACUCGAUAUAGUAUUAAAUACUCCCAUUCCAAAGGUGUAUUUGUUGUUAAAAUUACUGAUAAUAAAAAGUGUCUACAAUACAAAACUGAAGUACAACAAGAUGUCAGAAAAAUGGAUAAAUUUGUUUCAAACUUAAUACGACAUAUGGCAUCUAAUGAUAACUAA